AUGAUCGAAAUACCUGACUUGAACGAUCUAUAUAUAAAGUCACAACCAGAUAAAUCAUUUAAUCAAUUUCAUAAUAACAAUAAUUUAAGUAAUGGAAUAUAUAAUAAUACUGUUAUCACAUCCAAUAAUUCCUCAUCAGAUUUAUUAUCAAACUCAAUAGACAUACAUAAAUUAUCAGAUCCAAAUAUAUCGAUUGAUCAUGAACCAGAAAUGCAAGACGUAAACCAUUCAGGUUUAUCAUUUGAUGCAGAAAAUGAUAUAGCUCCGCAACAUAUUGACUAUACUGUUGGUUUGUCUUUCCUACCAAAUGAUUUAAAAGAACAUAAGACAACUUUUAAACUACAAGAUCCACCUCAACAACUACAAAACCAACGACUAAAUCAACAACCAGACCAACAACAAAAUCAUCAAAUCUAUCCACAAUUGCCACCACAGGAUUAUCAACAACAGAAUGGGGAUCUGCAAACUCAACAACAAAUCAAGACCAAAUUAUCUUUGAACCAACUGCUUGCAUCACCAAUGUCAAUACUUCCAAAUUAUGAUCAUACAGAACCUUCGCCUCAAUUACCACCUCCAUUAUCAUCUUUAUCAUUACAAAACGUACUAGCAAUUGAUCAUACUGGAAUUUCCAGAAAAAAUCUAGCGACUGAUUUCAAAACACCUGCGGAAUAUACAUUGCAUAUAAUCUUUACACAAUUUGUACGUCAUGCUGAAAGGAAAUUGAAUAUUUUUUUAAAUUAUCCUAACAACAAUGAAUCAGCAUUGUUUAAAAUUUUUGCAGAAGGAGCUGAUCCACAAUUUGAUAAGAUUGUUGCUUCUUUAGGAUACAUUGCUAGAAGAAAACCAAAACCAGUGAUUGAUAGUGUAAUGUUUUGGAGAAAAUCUAAAAGUGAAGUUGCUACAAUGGCAGCUAUGGAAGUGGAUAAAGCUUUACAAUUUGCAAAGUCAAAUAAUAUUGCAACUUCAAAUGAUCAUGCUAACGGAGCAUCACCGGCUCAAUCUGCAACAUCAGCAAAACGAAGUCUAAGUUUAAUGAGAAGUAAAAGUUUAUCUAAAAUGGCUCACAGACGAAAUCAAUCAAGUGCAUCUGCAGCUUCAUCCAUUGAAACUACCAAUGAAUUUAAAAGGAAACAAUUACUAGAAAUUCAGGUUUCGAAUGCUAAACAAACAGCUGUCAACGCAGAAAAAAAAUCAUUAGUGUCAAUAUACAUUCUAUGUCGAGUUUUAAUAGAAGUUGUUAAGCAAACAUCAUCUGAGGUAAUGGGUGAAGAUCUAGGUGACAAAUUGGAAGAAAUUGUUUAUACUCAAUUAAAGACAACUGACCCUGCUAGCACAAGCCAGUCAAUCAUUCGUGCAGCUAAUUGGAAUUUGUUUGCCCAAUUACUAGGAAUUAUGUCUGAAAAGAGGUUUUUGAGUGUAAGCGAUAGAUUUAUUUUUGAUUUAGAAAAAUUACCUCAAAACAUUAAACAAGAGGAUGAACCGAAGCUAUAUCUAUUAAUAUCAGGGAUGCAAUAUUUAAAACUAAAUCAUUAUCCGCCAGAGUUAUUUGAAGACAGUAAAGAGUUCAUCCAAAUCUUGGCAAAAUUUUUCGAGAGGACAACAAAUGAAUCGAUCCUUUAUGCAUAUUGUGAUUCGAUUGCCAACUUAAUAUUACCAUUAGCUAAUAAUUUGACAGCAGAAGCAAAUGAUCCAGGCUGGAAUGAAGGUAUAGAAAAGAUCUACAACAAAGCGAUGUCAGUUCCCUAUCCUGGUUGGGCACAUUUAUUAAACGUGAUAACUGCUACAUUAUCGGUUUCUCGAAAAGAUUUAUUUUCGUCUGUAUGGUUUUCAAUCAUUGAAUCGAAUUCAUUCAAAUUGAAACCUAAGGUGGAUGUACAAGACAAAACAGUCUAUAUUUUAUGCAUUACUCGAUUAUUAUGGGUCUAUUUCAACAGAAUUCCAGAUUCUUUAAAUUUAACAGUUAAAAGAUUAGAUGAUCUUUUCAAUUUGAUUUUUUUCAAUUUACCAAAAAAGGGUCAAUGGUUAACUGCUGAUCCUCAAUUAAUUCAUGCACUCACCAAGAUGAUACAAAUUAUUGGAUUCAACCAUUUGAACUACACGUUAGAACAUUUGUUAACGAAGUUGAUGAGACAAGGAUUUAAUGGUAGUCUAGAUACUUUACAACCAGAAAAGAUGAUCCUAGUAGUAAGAUCAUACUUAGCUUUACUAUCAGAAUUUGAAAAAGAAGAAAAACCAAAAUUCCCUUAUGUGGAUAUUUUUGAUCAAAAUAUGAAUGAAGAGGAAAUUGGUGAUUUUCAAUAUGUCGCUAAAAAUAGUACCAAUAUUACCUUACAUGAAGAAUUAAGUAAAAAUUUCGGACUAUUACUAAAGCUAUUAGAUGCACAAUACGGUUCUACAAUGAUUGAAAGCAAGUCCUCCUCAUCAGGUUCAGCAAAAUCACAAUCAUCUUUUGGUUUUCAUUUUGGCUCGGAUACAACAUCAUCGAAAGCAUUACAUUUAGAAUUAUUUGCUGACUUAAUAAACUCCAUACCAUUCACAAUAGCUUUUAACGAGUCUCAAGGUGGAUUCAAACAAAUUGUCGAAUUGCUUGCUAAAAAUGCCAUUCACGAAAAUGAGUUGAUCCAAAACGCUUGUAUGAAUGCAUUGAAAAGAUUAUCGAAAAAGAAAAAUCCCACAACAUUAUUAACCAUUUUUGCAAAAUUUGCAUUUCAAUUGUCUGAGAAAACGAGCUCCACUUAUGAUUCCACUUAUUUGAACUCACCAAGUUUUAUAAAAUUACUUAAAUUAUAUACUGAUUUGCUUGAGACUUGGUAUGAACUGUUUCAACUUGAAAAACCAGAUGUAUCUAAUCCAUUGGCUCAAGAUGAUGAAUUAAUGAAUAAAGAUGUUUUGAAUGAGUUAUAUCAAAUAAAUCAUAAAAACCAAGAUUUAUCGAAUUUGGUCACAAGAUCAAAACCCAGUGAUGAAUUAGAGUGGAAAACAAUAAUAAACCUGGUGGAGGAAGUUGAGGGUAACGGUUUAUUUUUCAUUUGUUCUCAGGAUUCUCAAGUCAGAACGUGUGGUGUUAACAUACUACGUAUAGUUGAUAAAUUUGAUCAAGCUAUUUAUAAUUUAACUAACGACGACACCAUUAAUGAAAAUCCAUCACCAAAAAAGCAUUCGAGAAGUUCUUCCAAAUUUGCUGCAGAUGUAGGUACAAGAAUUAUACAUGUUCUUGAAGGAAUAGACUUUCAUGACUUAAUCAAACCGUAUAAGAAAGAAGUAAGCUUACCUGAACGUCAAAGGUUGACUAAAAUAAAAAAUGAUAAAAAAAUUUUAAUCAAACUCAUUGAAUCUGAUCAUGGAAUUGAUUCGACCAUUUGGUUUAGAUUAUACCCGAAAAUAUUAGAGAUUUUGUUUGAAAAGUGUCCUAUGCCUGUUGCUAUGUGCAGAAAUAUUGUAUGUGUAAGUCUAGUUCAAAUGUAUGAACUAAUUUUGGAGUACUCGGAUAGUCACAAACUUAAUACUUCGUCAAUAUUUGCAUCAAAAUCUUCAUUCAAUGUUGCACCAGAAGUGUUGGUAAAUCAAUGGAGAUUGUAUCUUAUAUUUGCAUGCACAUCAUUAACUGCCACGAAUGAACAAAAAAUAUCUUUCCCUUCACAACCUACUCAUGGUAGAAAAAAAUCAUUACAAAUGUUCAUUCAACAUCAGAAAAUUACAAGUGCAAAAUCUAUUUUUAGAAUGGUUCUACCUUUACUAAAAUCUCAACAAUUAAUGGUAAGAGAAGCAGUAAUAGUUGGAUUGAGUCAAAUAAACAUCAAUAUUUUCAAAACCUUUUUAGAGAAUAUACCAUCAGCGAUCAAUGAAUGGAAUACCGACAUAAGAAAAAGAGAUUUCGCAGAAGAUAGAUUUAGGAUUGAAAUUGUUCAUAUAUUAAUGAAUUUGACAGGUAAAUUCAAAUCCAAUGAAAUGAUUUAUGAUGAUGAUACAAUUAUAGCAAAUCUAGUAUCAGUGGUGAAAAAUGUCAAGACAUUUUUAACUAUCAGUUCUGUGCAAAUAGAUAUAGACUUUCAAAGAUUGAGAAGAUAUUUUUGUGUCUUUUUAGAAAAUGUAUUUUUAGGCCUUAGAGAUAAAACCUUAUUGGACAAAUGGUUACCAUUCGAAGCAAGAAUAUCAUGUUUCAAUUAUUUGAAAGAAUGGUGUGGCUAUGGUGAUUCUGCUGGAGUUUCAGAAGAGCGUUACGCGAUUAUAACAAAAAACAUAAAUCAACAACAAAAAGACUCGGCAUCAGCGAUAGCAUUAUUGGAAUUUGAAAAGAAGAAAUUACAAAAUUCAGCAUUAAGUUGUAUGGCUAUAUUAUGUUCUGGAGAAAUCAAACAAAACAUUGAAGAUUUGGUGGUUGUUUCAUUUGACGUCCCUGUUUUAUUGAAUUGGAUUCAAUCAUUAUUGGAAUCAGAUAAUGAUAAAGUGAAUGAAAUUGGGAAAUAUGCUUUAAGAAAUUUAUUGACAAACAAUUUCGACAACACAGAUAUUCAAUCAUCCACCAUAAGACAAUGCUGUACAUCCAAAAAAUCCAUGCCGAUCUACUUUUGUACAUAUGUGGAUGUAUUAGUGAAAAAGCCUAAAGUUGAAAAAAAAUUAUUAGACGAAUUGGUUGUUUUAGGAUGUUUAUUAUGUGGUAAUCAAAAUUUCGAUGUCAGACAAUCUGCUAUUACUUUAUUGAGCAGUUUAUUUGUUGAAGGUGAUCUUGAAGACUUUGUGGAAGACAUAUGCGGAGAAAGUUUGACAAUGAGAAGAAAAGCAUUGGCUAAAUUAUCAGAAUCCCUAAACUCUGAUGCUGAAACCUCGCAUAUCAGAUUAUCAAUUUUGUUCAAUUUUUUCAAUUUUGUUGAUGAAAAUUCUAGAAAAACAUUGUCCAUCAUUAUGGUUACUAUUUUAAAAAACAUAGCUUUGAAAUACAAGGAACCAAAUCAAUUAGAGGCAACAUCAAAUAUGAUUUUAAAUAACUUAUUUGAGAUAUCGAUAAAAUAUGAGACGAAUAGCUCCACAGAAUUGGAAGCCAUGUGGAUUGCACUUGGAACAAAAGAAAAUUUUGAUAUCAUUGUUGACUAUAUUUUAAAAACUUGUUUAGAUAGUAGAAAUACAUUGUUUGUUUCCAAAUCAAGACAAGUUAUAGAUUAUUUAGCAUUUUCACAUCCUGAGAAAUUGUACGUCGUUGAAAAAUUAAUCAAAAAUUUACAACCUAAAAUGAUGAUUCCUCCACAACCACAAUCCAUUAAACUUAAUUUAACUAAAAGUUUUCCAUAUGUGGCAGAUUUAACUACGUUACAUUGUGAGAAGGAUGCAGCAUUUUCGAUGGGACAAAUAUCAAUGAUAUUUCUAGUUGAUUUGAUCAAUAGCAAGAAUGAUUUCAUACUACAAAAAUUGCCCUUAUUAUUACAUAUUGCAUUGACAUUAUUGGAUCAUUAUUUAGUAAUUGUUAGAGAGCAAGCUAGUAGAUUAUUGAUACAUUUAAUCCAUUCAUUAGCAAUAAGUGAACCCAAAGCUAAAGAAAUUAUAAGUUUAUUGCGUGAUAAAACAGGUGAAUCCCUUUGGGUGUAUGAUGAUUUAAAUAACGAUAAGAAAGGUGCUAGAACUCCAAACAAAAUGAUUAUGUUGGUCAGAAACAUACUUCAUAUAUUCAACAAUAUCGCUCCAACUUUACAAGAUGACUGGAGUAGAAUCGCAUUAACUUGGGGUACAACAUGCGCGGUCAGACACAGUGCUUGUAGAUCAUUUCAAAUCUUUAGAGUUCUUAUAUCAUUUUUGGAUUUAAAUAUUUUGAAAGCAAUGUUUCAUAGGUUAUCAAACACUAUUUCUGAUGAAACUGCAGAUAUUCAAGGAUUUGCAAUGCAAAUUUUAAUGACUUUGAAUGCUAUUGCUGCUGAAUUAGAUUCUCAAAAAUUAAUUGAUUAUCCACAAUUAUUUUGGUCCAGUGUCGCUUGUUUGAGUACAAUUCAUGAACAAGAAUUUAUUGAAGUCUUAUCAACGAUGAAUAAAUUUAUUCUGAAAAUUGAUUUGAAUGCUCAGGAUACUAUUAAUUGUUUAAUAUCAACAUUUCCACCAAAAUGGGAAGGUAAAUUUGAAGGAUUACAACAAAUUGUUACAGUUGGAUUGAGAUCAUCUACUUCAUGGGAACCAACAUUAAAUUUUAUUGAUACUUUAUUGAGAUUAAAAGACUCUCAAAUUGUUGGAACUGGUGAUUCCAGAAUCAUCAUAGCUUUAAUUGCGAACAUGCCUAGAUUUUUGGAUGCUUUAGAAAAUAAUACAAUUACACCGGAAAUUGAAACCACUGCUGUUGGUAUUAGUAAACUAGCUGAAGCUUCUAAUAAACCAGCUUUGGCUAAAAUUUUAGUCUCAUUAUCCAAAAAUAAAUUCAGAUCCAAAAAAGACUUUUUAAUUCAAACUGUUACAACAAUUCAAUCAUUAUUUUUUCCCGAAUAUGAAGUAAUGGUUUUAAUCUCAUUAUUGAAAAUGCUAUCAAAUACCACUGAAUUUUUCAGAAAGCAAGUGUUGGUGUUUUUAAAGGCUAUAAUUCCUCAUAUCGACUUCAGGAAAGAAGAAUUUAUUGGUUUGGGAGCUGACUUAAUUUCACCGUUAUUGCGUUUACUAUUAACGAAUUUUGCUGAUUCUGCAUUGGAGGUAUUAGAUGAGGCUGAUAUCAUUUCUGGUUCUCAAUUAGAUAAAGAUAUUUUAAGAAUGAGUCUUGGUAAUACUGCUGUCAAAAAGGAAUAUGAGAAUACUGCUACAUUGUUUGGAAUACCGGAAGAAAGUGGUUGGUCUAUUCCCAUGCCAGCAGUAACAUCUGCAAGCACGAGGAAUAAUGUUCAUGCAGUAUUUUCAACUUGUAUACCAGUUGUUGAUGAAGAACAAGAUAAGGAACAACAAGAUGAUCAUGAUGAAGAAAUUCAAUUCCACAUGGAAGAUUAUUAUAGUCCAAAUGCACCACAAGAUACACAAGACACAAUAUCAAUGAGUGUGGAGGAACCAGAAGUAUUAUUAAGUAAUAUGUGGGCAGCCCUAGACGACUUUGAUAGUUUUUUUACUACUACGGAGAAGGCUAAGAAAAGAAAUACUGCAAUACAUUCAGCAUCUGAAUUGAGACAUAGCAAAGUACCAUCGUAUUCGCAAACUCCCAUUGAAAGUGCUCCAAAUACUUACGACAAGAAAGUUUCAGCUAUUUUAAAUAAAACUUUAACAUCAACACCAUCAUUUAGGAACAACUUGUUGGAAUAUAUAGGAGAGAACGAACCAUCGCCUGCUGUUUCCACUAGAAGAUCAUAUAUACCAUUCAGAAGUAAAACUUUGAAACCAAGAGAUAUAUCAACACCAAUGACAGUUAAUUCAGUGGGUUUUGAAAAUCAAAAGACUCCUCAUCAAACACCAUCCACAAUAUCAAUGCCAACAUCUUUCAAGACUCCGUUGAUUUCAAAUAAACCAUCUUUUUCAAACGUUAUAGGUGACGCGACAAAUACAAAUUCAACAGCUACACCAACAGUUGCUCCUGAUAAUGGAAUUCGUCUUGUAUCAAAGAAGAGAUCAAAAAAGAAGUAA
Molecule: messenger RNA, 7572 nt
Organism: Lodderomyces pseudojiufengensis
Lineage: Eukaryota; Fungi; Ascomycota; Pichiomycetes; Serinales; Debaryomycetaceae
Gene: CAS4
Product: Cas4p
Exons: 1
Coding region: 1-7572 (2523 amino acids)
Biological process (GO): cell morphogenesis
Cellular component (GO): site of polarized growth; cell cortex
Source: RefSeq, a predicted model, not a curated record